CGAUGUCCGGGCGCGGAAAGCAGGGCGGGAAGGCGCGCGCCAAGGCCAAGUCGCGCUCGUCGCGGGCCGGGCUGCAGUUCCCCGUGGGCCGCGUGCACCGGCUGCUGCGCAAGGGCAACUACGCGGAGCGCGUGGGCGCCGGCGCCCCGGUGUACCUGGCGGCCGUGCUGGAGUACCUGACGGCCGAGAUCCUGGAGCUGGCGGGCAACGCGGCCCGCGACAACAAGAAGACGCGCAUCAUCCCCCGCCACCUGCAGCUCGCUAUCCGCAACGACGAGGAGCUCAACAAGCUGCUGGGCAAGGUGACGAUCGCGCAGGGCGGCGUACUGCCCAACAUCCAGGCUGUGCUGCUGCCCAAGAAGACCGACAGCCACAAGGCUAAAGCCAAGUGAGCGCUGACGACCGAAGACCUGCAGUUACCAGGAGAAACCCAAAGGCUCUUUUAAGAGCCACCCACAUUCUCAGUAAAGAGCUGAAUUGCUUUUAAUUAUUACAAACCUUGCAACUACUACAGUUUUUAUUAGCGCCUUUCUUUUCGCCAUUCUAACACAUUGCAUUUGGUGCCAUCCUGUAGUUGAGGUGUUGGAGCAUAAGUUAGACUUGGUCUUGCCGACCUAGAAUUCUGUGAAUUCUACAGUAGCAGGCAUCUAAUAUUAAACACAACA
This is a messenger RNA of Catharus ustulatus (Swainson's thrush), 665 nucleotides long. RefSeq names its product histone H2A-IV. The transcript has a single exon. Gene Ontology annotation, cellular component: nucleosome. NCBI's taxonomy places the organism in Eukaryota, Metazoa, Chordata, Aves, Passeriformes, Turdidae. Gene Ontology annotation, molecular function: DNA binding; protein heterodimerization activity; structural constituent of chromatin. The record is from RefSeq and is a predicted model, not a curated record. The coding region runs from base 3 to 392 and encodes 129 amino acids.